Messenger RNA from Lolium perenne, 1762 nucleotides. RefSeq lists its product as uncharacterized. NCBI's taxonomy places the organism in Eukaryota, Viridiplantae, Streptophyta, Magnoliopsida, Poales, Poaceae. The record is from RefSeq and is a predicted model, not a curated record.
AACUUACCAUCGAUGAGCACUAUGGUCACACAAAUCAAGUUUAGGAGGGCGUUGGUCACUCCCGUCAGAUUUAUGAGCAACGAGGUCACUCCCGUCGGAGCAUCGCUAACGGUGGGUGGCGUGGCACGUUGACCAGGCGGACUAGCCAGUUUAUUUGCAGAAACCCCCUCCACAAUUACAUCAUCUGAACUCAUCCGUCCACACUAGAGUUGCUCGGUUCGUCUCCCGUGCGAGCCGACAUGCAGGCGACGGGUGAGCACGCCGCCGGCAACAGCGACGGGGGCGGCAGGCCCUCCGGGGAUCAUCGGCGAAUGGGAGAAGAUAUAGGACAGCCGCGUCGACGAGAUCCAUGGAUGGAAACUCCAGAUUACGGUCGAAGUGAUGAUCUUUUCAGCAUUGAAGUGAACCAUGGAGGUUUUUUCUGUGGAUUAGGAAUGAAUAGGGUAUAUUUGGAUACAAAAGUCGACUUGUUUGAUGAUAUCAGCCGACGUAGUUUCUGUUGUGCAAGUUUGGGCUACAUUUUGAAGGAAUUGGGAUACAGUAUUGCUGAUCUAAACAUAAGGGUGUACUGGUGCAAGCCUGGGAAGACAAUUGGAGAUGGUCUGGUGGCAAUCAAACAGGAGAAAGAUGCAGAUAUGAUGAAGAAUUGUGUAGUAGAAGAGAAGAAACUGAUCAUGUAUGUUGAUCAUGUCAAUUUGCUGGAGAAACAAAGGUGGGAUGAUGUCAAUCAGCAGCAUGUGCCACUGCCUGAUGUUAUGAGUCCACCAAAACAAGGUUACGAGCACAUAUCAGAAGUUGAUGAUGUAGGCAACGGUGAUGAGAAGGAUGUUGUCAUGUCUUGCUGUAGUGCUAGUUCUUCAGACUUGGACAGUGAUUUUGCAGAUUCAGACUAUGAGUUCGAAGAAGAUGACGAGCACUUCAAGAAGAAUGUUGAUGAAGGUGUGAAAGAUGAUUUAAUGGAGAAGACAACAUCGAAAUCCAUGAGAGAACCUGAGAAAUAUAUUGGAGAAGAAGAUGAGCUAGAGCUGCCUGAAGACCACAAGGGAGAAAUCACAUACAAGUGGAAAAUGUUCAACAAGCUGACAGACAUGCAAAAUCCCACAUUCAAAACUGGAAUGAUUUUCUCCAAUGUCCAGGAGUUGAGAGCUGCAAUUUCCAUGUACUGUGUGAGGAAUAGAAGGAAGCUCAAGAAGGUGAGAAAUAAUGCAAUUAGAGUUGAAGUUGUGUGCCAACCUAAGUGUCCAUGGAAAUUAAUUGCCACAAAGCAGACAAGGACAGAAGGUUCAUUUGCUGUGACAAAGUUGAAUGAUGUGCACACAUGUGAGAGGGUGUGGGAGGUGAAGGAGCUCACGGCUCCUUUGAUUGCACAAGAGUACUUGGAAGAGAUUAGGGAUAAUGAGAAUUUAUCACUGAAAUCCUUUGCGAAGAACCUAGAGCAUCACACUAUCCAGAAGAAACACUUACUGACAUUCCCCCUAGAGGAAGAGGAAGGGCAGAAUGGCUGCUGUGGGGAGAGGGUCAAGCUGCUGCUGAUGUGGACGUUGACACAUCCCAGGCACCACCACUGGAUGUUUCUCAAGCCUGAUCACUAGAACUACUGCAUAUUCAAGUUAGUAACCAAACAGACAGGGCACUUCUUUUUGAUCUGUUUGUGUACUCACUUGUAAACCAUAUCAUGCAAAUCAUGUGUGUCUGCGAACUAGAUAGUCGCUACACUUAUUUUGCCGUGCAAUGUCAAGUUUAUCUAUGACUGAAUCGUUCA